This is a messenger RNA of Diachasma alloeum, 3261 nucleotides long. RefSeq lists its product as uncharacterized. The record is from RefSeq and is a predicted model, not a curated record. NCBI's taxonomy places the organism in Eukaryota, Metazoa, Arthropoda, Insecta, Hymenoptera, Braconidae. The transcript is spliced from 3 exons. The coding region runs from base 27 to 3044 and encodes 1005 amino acids.
UUCCACUGUCGAAAGCAGUCAUAAAAAUGCGGAGAGUACUGUUGAUAUUUCUCGUCAUCUUUGUGGCCGAUUGUUAUGGGGCACCUCAAUUUAUACGAGAUCCGUUUAGCGGAUUGCGAGGUAUAGGCGACGGCCUUGGAAGUGUAAUCCUUGGCUUGAGUGCUCCGAAUGGAGGACCAGGUGACAAUGGUUCGAUUGGCUCGGAGGGUACCGAUGCAGGUGGCCCAGGAUCAGAUACGGAAGAUUCGGAUGAAGGUAUCGUUAAGCGUAUAGUAAAUGCGAUCCCCGGUAUUGGGAGUAGCAGAUCAAGCUCAAGAGAGGAAGAUGGCUCCGGUGGAGACAAUAAUUCGUCUGGUUUCGGGUCAGGGGGAGGAGGAUCAGGGGGUAGUAACGACGAUGCGGCCGGUUCAAGGUCAGAUGAAGGAGGGCCAGGAACUAAUAAUGACGGAGCGGGUGGUCAAGGAUCACGUGAAGACGCUGGUAGAAACGUUGAUUCGAAUAGUGGAUCGGAUGAUAAUAGUUCGGGCCCGGGGGGGAGUAAUGUGGACAACUCAGGAGCUGACUCUCAAGCUUCUGAUGAAGGUAUCGUUGGGCGUAUAGUGAAUGGCAUCCCUGGUUUCGAUAGUGGGAGAUCUAGCUCAAGAGAAGAAGAUGGCUCCGAAGGAGGACCAGGGGGUAGUAAUGAUGGUGCGGCCGGUUCAAGGUCAGAUGGAGGAGGGCCAGAAAGUAAUAACGAUGGAGCGGCUGAUCAAGGGUCGAACUCAUCAGAUAAUAGUUCGGCGGGCCCGGGGGGGAGUAAUGCAGACGAUCCAGGAGCAGACUCGCAAGAUUCUGAUGAAGGUAUCGUUAGGCGUAUAGAGAAUGUUAUCCCUGGUUUCGGGAGAUCUAGCUCAAAAGAAGAAGAUGGCUCCGAUGGAGAUAGUAAUUCGUCUGGUUCUGAGUCAGGGGAAGGAGGACCAGGGGGUAGCAAUGAUGGGAUGGCCGGUCCAGGAUCAAGUGAAGGAGGACCAGAGGGUAAUAAUGGUGACGCGGUUGGUUCAAGGGCAGGCGGAGAAGGGGUAGGAAGUAAUAACGAUGAAGCGGCUGGUCAAGGGUCAAGUUCAUCAGAUAAUAGUUCGGCUGGGCCGGGGAGGAGUAAUGCAGACGAUCCAGGAGCAGACUCACAAGAUUCUGAUGAAGGUAUCGUUAGGCGUAUAGAGAAUAUUAUCCCUGGUUUUGGGAGUGGGAGAUCGAGCUCAAGAGAAGAAGAUAGCUCCGAUGGAGACAAUAAUUCGUCUGGUUCCGAGUCAGGCGGAGGGGAACCAGGGGAUAGUAAUGACGGAGUGGUCGGUUCCGGAUCGGGUGAAGAAGGACCAGGAAUUCGAAAUGACGAACGGGGUAGUUCAGGGUCCCAAGGAAAUAAUGACGGAACGUCCGAUCGGGGAUCAGGUGAAAACGCUAGUAAUGAAGCCGGUCCGGAUGAUGGAUCAAAUGAUAAUGGUUCGACUGACCUGGGGGAGAAUAAUGCAGGUGGCCCAGGGUCAGACUCACAAAAUUCCGGUGAAGGUAUUGUUGGGCGAAUUGUGAAUGCUAUCCCGGGUUUUGGCAGUAGCAGCUCAAGCUCAGGGGAAGAAGAUAGCCGUGAGAGAGAGAGUAACUCCGCUAGUUCAGGAUCAGGUGAAGGAGGAGCAGGAACUAUUAACGAUGGAACUACUGGUUCAGGGUCAGGUGAAGACGGACCAGAUAGUCGUAAUGAUGGCGCGGCCGGUUCAGGAUCAGGUGGAGGGGGAUCCGGAGGUAAUAAUGAUCGAGCGGACGGUGAAGGGUCAGGUGGAGCAGAACCAGAUGGUAAUAAUGAUGAAACUGCCGGUUCCGGUUCAGGUGAUGACGGACCAGGUAGUCGUAAGGAUGGCGCGGCCGGUUCAGGGUCAAGUGUAGCAGGCCCAGAUGGUGAUAAUGAUGGCGCGGCCGGUUCCGGGUCAGGUAGAGCAGGCCCAGAUGGUGAUAAUGAUGAAACUGCCGGUUCCGGUUCAGGUGAAGAUGGACCAGAUAGUCGUAAUGAUGGCGUGGUCGGUUCAGGAUCAGGUGGAGGGGGAUCCGGAGGUAAUAACGAUCGAGCGGACGGUAAAGGGUCAGGUGAAGCAGGACCAGGUGAUAAUAAUGAUGGAACUGCCGGUUCCGGUUCAGGUGGAGACGGACCAGGUAGUCGUAAUGAUGGUGUGGCCGGUUCAGGUUCAGGUGGAGCAGGCCCAGAUGGUGAUAAUGAUGGCGCGGCCGAUUCAGGGUCAGGUGGAACAGGCCCAGAUAGUGAUAAUGAUGAAACUGCCGGUUCAGGGUCAGGUGGAGCAGGCCCAGAUGGUGAUAAUGAUGAAACUGCCGGUUCUGGUUCAGGUGAAGACGGACCAGGUAGUCGUAAUGAUGGCGCAGCCGGUUCAGGGUCGGGUGUAGCAGGCCCAGAUGGUGAUAAUGAUGGCGCGACUGGUUCAGGGUCUGAUGGAGCAGGCCCAGAUGGUGAUAAUGAUGGCGCCCCCGGUUCAGGGUCAGGUGGAGUAGGACCAGGAGGUAAUAAUGAUCGAGCGGGCGGUGAAGGGUCAGGAAGUCCAAGAGGCAGUGAUUCAGGUAAUCGAGGAUCGGGCGGAGGAAGUGCAGAAGUCACUGGAAGCUCCAGUGAGGAAGAAUCCAGCCCAGGUGCAGGUGGUCCUGGGAGUAACAAUUCAGCUGGCUCCAAUUCAGGGGGAGAAGUCCCGAAAGAUAAUAAUUCAUUUGCAGGUUCAGGUGCGGGUGGUCCAGGAGGCGAUGAUUCACCUUCUCCAGGGUCGGAAGGAGGAGGUAAUGAUUCAGCUGGCCCAGGCUCGGGGCAACCAGCAGGUGGAAACAAUUCUGAACCCAACGCGGGGGAUCAGGACAGUUCCAGUAGUUCAAGCUCCAGUGAGGAAUUAUCUGGAGGUGACGGCAACUCCGCAAGCGAAGAGAGCUCCGGCCCAGACUCCAGUGUAACGGGACUCCUCGGUCUCGCACUUAUACCCUUGACACCCUUAACGCUUUUGGGCUCUCUCUUCACAUAAAUUAUAUGCCAGCAGGAUCUCUCCAACCGCACUGGACGAUAUCGCCAAUCAAUAAAAAGAAAUUCUUUGAUCAAUCAAUACCCGGAUGUAUUUCAAAACCAACUUUGACACCUCGUUGAAUUAUGGAUUCGUCGAUUCAAGUAGAAAAAUUGACAGCUCAAAACCUUGUACCAAUUUUGGAGAAAUACUUCCACUGAAUAAACCAUUUAAUAAGUAC